This is a messenger RNA of Myotis brandtii (Brandt's bat), 1927 nucleotides long. RefSeq names its product protease, serine, 16 (thymus) (gene PRSS16). Gene Ontology annotation, molecular function: dipeptidyl-peptidase activity; serine-type exopeptidase activity. Gene Ontology annotation, cellular component: lysosome; endosome. Gene Ontology annotation, biological process: proteolysis. The transcript has 11 exons. The record is from RefSeq and is a predicted model, not a curated record. The coding region runs from base 127 to 1623 and encodes 498 amino acids. Lineage: Eukaryota; Metazoa; Chordata; Mammalia; Chiroptera; Vespertilionidae.
CUGGACGCAGACUCUGGCGUCCCUGCCCCGCGUGGGUGGAUCCUACGGACGCUUGACCAGGAGAGGCGUCUGCAAAGAAACCCGAGCUCCUGGGCUAUAAACCUCCAGGCCAGCCCGGGGGACAGGAUGGAGAGGCCUGGCGCCUCCCGCCGAGGACUGGGCAGCAUGGCGCUGGGCCCUGCGCUCUGGCUGGGCCCUCUGCUCCUGGCUUCCCUCGGGGGGUCCUCGGCUCCAGCCUCGCUCCUCAGGCGCCUCGGCGAGCACCUGCGGCGUUUUCAGGAGAGCUCUGUCCUGGGCCUGAGCCCGGACCCGGGGGUGGCGGCCCGCCCCAGAGAGGGGUGGCUGGAGCAGCCCCUGGACCCCUUCAAUGCGUCUGACAGGAGGACCUUCCUUCAGCGGUACUGGAUAAGCGACCAGCACUGGGCCAGCCGGGAUGGACCCGUAUUCCUGAAUCUGGGGGGCGAGGGCAGCCUCGGGCCGGGCUCAGUGAUGAGAGGGCACCCUGCAGCCCUGGCCCCAGCCUUGGGGGCCCUGGUGAUAGGCCUGGAACACAGGUUUUAUGGCCUGAGCAUACCUGCUGGGGGCCUGAACAUGGCCCAGCUCCGCUUCUUGUCCAGCCGCCAUGCGCUGGCCGACGUGGUCUCCGCGCGCCUCGCGCUCUCCCGCCUCCACAACGUCUCCUCUUCCAGCCGCUGGGUCUGCUUCGGAGGCUCCUAUGCCGGCUCCCUGGCCGCCUGGGCGCGGCUGAAGUUCCCGCAUCUCCUCUUCGCCGCGGUCGCCUCCUCGGCCCCGGUGCGGGCCGUGCUGGAUUUCUCCGCCUACAACGAGGUGGUGUCCAGGAGCCUCACGAACACGGCGAUCGGCGGGUCCCCGGAAGUAGGAGUGGGCCCGUCCCUGGGGGCUGGAGAGGGGAGGCGGCCUUCAAAUUGGGGCCAGGGGGGAAAGUGCAGCCAGCUCGGCGCCGGGGUCUGGGGAGGUGGGACCCCCAGAGAUGCUCGGACCCUAGGAGCUGCCAGACCCUGGCUUGCAGGUGGGAGGGGAGACAUUUAUGAAUGUAUGUGUGUGAGUAUGUAUAUUGUCCCUCAGGUUGUCAUGCACAGCCUGGGCCAGAGGUGUUUAAGCUUUUCCCGAGCAGAGACAUUGGCACAGCUGAGGGUCACAGAACCCCAAGUGUCCGGCGUGGGUGACCGGCAGUGGUUGUACCAGACAUGUACUGAGUUCGGCUUCUAUGUCACCUGUGAGGACCCCACCUGUCCUUUCUCCAGACUCCCCGCACUGCCCUCCCAGCUGGAGCUGUGUGAGCAGGUGUUUGGGCUUUCAACCUGGUCCACAGUCCAGGCUGUGGCUCAGACCAACUCCUACUACGGUGGCCAGACCCCAGUGGCUACCCAGGUGCUGUUCGUGAAUGGGGAUAUGGACCCCUGGCAUGUGCUGAGUGUCACUCAGGACUUGGGGCCCUCCGUGUCAGCCCUUCUCAUUCCCAAUGCCUCUCACUGCUUGGAUAUGGCACCUGAGCGGCCCUCAGACACCCCCAGCCUCCGCCUAGGGCGCCAGAGCAUCUUGCAGCAACUGCAGACCUGGCUCAAGCUGGCAAAGAAGAGCUUGGUUAGGGGUGGGGUCUGAGCCCAGCACCCUCGUCACUCCCUGCAGCCGACCUCAGACCAGGACAUAUUUGUUCACUGGACAGGAGAAAGCAGCAUGUUUAAGAAGAGGAAAUUCCCAGGAAUUGGCAUUCAGCACCUGUUCCGCAUAUAACUGACUUGUGUAUGCAACCAUCCUCACUCCCAGCUAAAACAGCUCUGUUACAGACAAGAAGUUCUGCAAAUAUAACUGGGUGAUUAUUCUCAUUGUGGAUGUUGGUAUUUUAAUGGCAAAUGUCAGAGAAAUGUCACUGUUCAUGCUGGUGCCCUCCCCCCACUAAUCAGAU